Molecule: messenger RNA, 2161 nt
Organism: Nomascus leucogenys (northern white-cheeked gibbon)
Lineage: Eukaryota; Metazoa; Chordata; Mammalia; Primates; Hylobatidae
Exons: 3
Coding region: 1-996 (331 amino acids)
Source: RefSeq, a predicted model, not a curated record
AUGGCCCUGCCAGGCACCCAGAGCCUGGGGACCCUCUGGGAUCACCUGGCCAUCAGCCCCAGGGGCCAUUGUGGGGCGGAGAGUGAGUGUGGCUGUGGGACCUUGGCUGCACGGCCCCACAGGGGCUGUGAGUGGGUCAGACUCCCUGGCCCAGGAGACAGACAGCAGACGGACCCCAGGCUGGGCAGCUGGAGGGAGGGGCGCCGGGGCGCUGGGCAGCCGGGCUCUGACACAGUCCACAGCUCCAGGCACCGCAGGCCAGCGGGCUCCACACAGGCUGGACAGGGCUGGGCCUCCUCGGAGCCUGCUGCAGCCAUUGUGGGCACGUGGAGAAGGGCCCACGUGUCUCCACACGCCAGCCACAGGGGAGCCCUGGCCAGGCGCCCACCCAGGGGAGCGUGUGCCUGGGAUGGGUCGCGGAACCACCAAGUGCCCGUGAGGCUUGCCAGCACCACGGGGCUGUGGAAAUCGCUCUUAUUUAUAUUUAAACACCUUGGAUUUUCUACUGGGUCUUGGCUUCUGUUCCCGCAGGGCCUGAGCCUGAGGAGCAGGACGCAGUGGGGUUCACAGGAGGCCGCUGCUCAGAGUCUGCAUUCUGCAUACGGGAAAGGGGUCCCACCUGUCUGGGGUGGGCAGCCUCGUGGUCCAGGGCAGUGCAGGGCAGAGCCUGGGCUGUGCGAUCACAGCCGCCACCUUUCUCCUGGGAGCCUCCACUUCCUCCAAAAUGGGCCUUGUGCCAGCCCCACCCGCGGCGAGCAGACAAGGCCACGAGGGCAGGGCCCUGAGUACCUGGGCGGGGGACACUCCCAGGGGGCACAGAGGGGGCUCCCGCCUGGGCACUUGCCUCCUCCCCUUCUCUUCUUCCUCCACGUGCCAGGUGGGGCCCUGGGUUUGAGGAGCCGAGCCUCAGACGCGUGCCCUGCCCUCAGGAAGCUGGAAGCGCCCAACUGGCCUUGGAAAUCCCGGCGGCGAGAACAGGAGCCGCCCAGGGACUAAGGGGGCUUCUGGGAGGCCACACGGCUGGCCCGGGGCGAGGGGUGUCACUGCAGGGCGCCCCCCAGGCCCACGGCCCGUCGGGACAGUACGGUGACCCAGCCUGCAGGACAGGGGAGAAGUUGGUUUCCGCCAAAUGCCCCCUCGGACCAGCCAAGGACAGAGACAGACACGCUCAGCGCUCACGCCAGAUGGGACAGCGACCAAGCCCAGAGAGAUGCAGCAAGUUGCCUGAGGUCACAGAGCAGGGACUUGGACGCCAGGGAGCCGGCUCCACAGAGGGCCUCUCUCCUCCCUGCCUCCUGACCCUCAGACGCCUCCGCCCCACGGGUGAGGCUGCUGCUGCUUCUUUCCAACACGACUCGAAGGAAAGCCCCGAGGGCCGAGCCCGCUGUGCGUGGACAGAAGGCAGCGUGGGGUGGUCCAGGCCAGGGCUCAACCUGCCUCGAGAGGGAGCGUUGGCGCAUGUGAGCGGCAGGGACAGAGACCGGCGUGGUUCCGGUGUCAUCAUCGCUGCUGAAAAAGGGUCUUCCCGGUGACAGGCCCCGACAGAGGAGCGGGCUGCGAGGCAGGCAGGAGCCGCGUGUCUUGACCCAGCGCACCCGCCAAGCUCUCUAGCCUCACCUGGCCUCGGUGUCCUCAUCUGGGAGAUGGUCCAGCUGAAAAUGCCCAGCAUCCACAAGAAAGGAUGGAAGCCCUGGGGGCCCUGACCUGGCCCGGGUGCAGGCUGCUCGGCCGGGCGGGGCGGCAUCUCCUUUCACAGCUUCCCUGUCUGUCCACGGCCUCCAGGAGCCCCACACAGGGCCGGGGCUCUGUGCCCCCAACUCACACCCGUUGGCUCCCCCAGGAGGAGCAGGCUGGGCCCAGAGCUGCAGGGUGGGAUGCAGGGAGGUCUUAGCUGCGGAAGAUGCCAUCCCUGCCAUUGCUAGUGACAAGCUCGGGCUGCCGUGGCCCCAGCACAGAUUCAACACUCACUGCGCCAUGCGCUGACAGAUUCAACCCUUAGUGCGCCAUGUGCCGGCUGCUGCACACUCACCUCCACGCCCAAUUCACAGGAAGCAAGGCUGGGAGGGAGGGAACUGGCCCCAGGCCACACAGAUGCUGAGAGCUGGGAUUAUGACUGGGUGCAGUGGCUCACGCCUGUAAUUCCACCACUUGGGGAGGCCAA